AUGUUCUCCAUCGCGCUGCGCACGCCCAGCAAACGAUGCAGAUUAGCUGAGUCGCUGACGACGAGGACCCUUGGUGGUGCCUCCUGCUCCUCGCCUCGUCGCGCCUCGCAGCAGCGCCGCUGGGCGAGCAACCCGACAUGGAGGCCGGUAUCGGUCUUGGACAACUGGGUUGCCCGAGAGGCUCGGCCCAUCAGCCUGCGACAGCUCAUGGUGUUCGGUAGGUCCUUGACCGAGUCGCGCAUCAUCAGCUCCGCCAACUACGUCCGCACCGAACUGCCCGUGAGGUACUCACCCGUCCCAUGCAUCGACUCGUACGCGAUUCCGCCGCCCGCGCUGACACGGCUCCGUAGGAUCGCCCAUCGUCUGCGGGACAUGCAGCAGCUUCCUUACGUCGUCGUCACGAACCCGCACAUAAACGAUGUCUACAACCUAUACUACGACGCCUUCGACUGCCUCCGCAAGCUCAAGGAGGUCAAGUCGCUUGAGGACAACGACCGGCUGUGCGAUGUCAUUGCUCAGAACCUGAAGAGCCACCUGACGGUCAUACCAAAGCUGGCCAUGGGAAUUCUCGAGUGCGGUGGCCUGAUGGAUUCGGCGGAGCUCGACAAGUUCAUGAACACCAUUCUUCGAUCCCGUAUCUCCCGCCGCGUCAUCGCUGAGCAGCACCUGUCCCUCACGGAGACGUACAACUCAUCUUGCUUCUCGCCGACGGCCAAGCUCUCCGAGUCGGACUUUAUCGGCGAAGUCUUCAUCAAAUGCUCCGCCAAGGAUGUCAUUGAUCGCUGCUCCAGGGCCGUCACCGCCCUCGCUCGCUCCACGAAUGGACCCGACGUCCUGAUACCUGACGUCAACGUCAUCGGCCACCUCAACGCCAGCUUCCCCUACAUUCUCAGCCACAUCGAGUACAUCGUCGGCGAGCUCCUCCGGAACUCGGUCCAAGCGGUCAUCGAUCGUUGGCAAAAGUCUGCCGAACCGUCCUCGCCCCCGCCGCCCAUCGAGGUCACCAUAUGUGAAGCUCAGGAGCACGUCAUCUUCCGCAUCUCGGACCGAGGCGGCGGCAUUCCCCACAAUGAACUUCCCUACCUGUGGUCCUUCAGCAAAGGUCCGCAGAGCCAAAAUCUCCUCGAGAACCUCGGACAGGUGCCUCGCAUGGCCGCCACCUUGCAGGAGCUCCACGCCGACGACGACGCCGCCCGGGCCGACGUCCAAACACCACCUACCUACCAGUGCUCUCUCUCGUCACUCACGAGCCGACCGCCAAACUUGCGGCUCGGCAUCGGCCUUCCCCUGAGCCGCGUGUACGCCGAGUACUGGGCGGGCAGCCUGAACCUGCAUAGCCUCGAGGGCUACGGCGUCGAUGCCUUCCUGCAGAUAUCAAGGCUGGGCAACAAGAAUGAGCAGCUCACGACGCGAGCUAGCAUAGACGCCGUUUGA
Drechmeria coniospora is the source of this 1434-nucleotide messenger RNA. RefSeq lists its product as uncharacterized. Gene Ontology annotation, cellular component: mitochondrion. Gene Ontology annotation, biological process: regulation of glucose metabolic process; protein phosphorylation. Gene Ontology annotation, molecular function: pyruvate dehydrogenase (acetyl-transferring) kinase activity. Bases 1 to 1434 code for a protein of 477 amino acids. The transcript has 3 exons. NCBI's taxonomy places the organism in Eukaryota, Fungi, Ascomycota, Sordariomycetes, Hypocreales, Ophiocordycipitaceae. The record is from RefSeq and is a predicted model, not a curated record.